UAAUGUAGCAAUUCAUAUGAGAGUACAUGCAACGGAGAAGCCAUACAAAUGUGAGAUUUGUAACAAGAACUUUUCGCACAGGGCUUAUCUAGCGCGUCAUAGGAGAUUACACACAGAGGAGAAGCCAUACAGCUGUGAGAUUUGUAACAAAGGUUUUUCACAGAAAUAUCGUCUAGAAAGUCACAUGAGAGUACAUACAAAAGAGAAGCCAUACAGCUGUGAGAUUUGCAACAAGACCUUCUCAUAUAAAGAUAGUUUAGAGAUUCAUAUGAGAAGACAUAGAAAGGAGGAGACAUACAGCUGUGAAAUUUGCAACAUACCUUCUCACGAAAAAAAUAUCUAGUGAGGCACAUGAGAACACAUACAAGGAGAAGCCAUAUAGCUGCAAGAUUUGCAUAAGGCCUUUUCUGAGAGAAGUAAUCUUGUAAAUCACACUGUGGUACAUACAAAAGAGAAGCGAUAUAGCUGCGAGAUUUGCAACAAUGCAUUCUCAUGGAAAGUUAGUCUGGUAAGGCACAUGAGAACACACACUAAGGAGAAGCCAUACAAUUGUGAAAUUUGUAACAAACACUUCUCAGGGAAAUCUAAUGUAGCAAUUCAUAUGAGAGUACAU
Messenger RNA from Penaeus monodon (black tiger shrimp), 613 nucleotides. RefSeq names its product protein krueppel-like. The record is from RefSeq and is a predicted model, not a curated record. Gene Ontology annotation, molecular function: DNA-binding transcription factor activity; RNA polymerase II cis-regulatory region sequence-specific DNA binding. Bases 17 to 343 code for a protein of 108 amino acids. Lineage: Eukaryota; Metazoa; Arthropoda; Malacostraca; Decapoda; Penaeidae. Gene Ontology annotation, biological process: regulation of transcription by RNA polymerase II. The transcript has a single exon.